AGUCAGACCGAAGUGGGAACCAUCUGAAAAAUAAAAAAUAAUCCGUAAUUAUUGUUAUUAACAGAAAUCUUGGUUUAUGUAACCGCUUAUCUUUUGUAUAACGCGGACAGCGGAGCUGACGGUGGAUGAUGUGGAGCAGCGGUUCGUCCCGGAGCUCCGACCGCUUCGAGUAUUUACAAACUCUGGUCACCGAGUUUCAGGACACCGACAGCGAAGAGGCGAAGGAGCAAGUCCUGGCUAAUUUGGCCAAUUUUGCAUAUGAUCCAAAGAAUGUUGAGUAUCUGCGGGAGCUCCAGGUGACCGAUCUCUUCUUGGACAUGUUGACCGAGGAGAAUGAGAACUUUGUGGAGUUUGGGAUGGGGGGCGUGUGUAACCUCAGUAUGGACCCUGAGUGCAGAGAUGUCAUCCUGCAGAGUGACGGAAUCAGCUUAGUCACAAACUGCCUGUCGAGCCAGAGGGAGGAGACGGUCCUGUCAGCCAUCACCACCCUCAUGAACCUCCUGACACCUGCAUCACGCUUUCAGAUCACAGAUCCCGCCAUCCUGCAGUGCAUGCUGCGCUUCUCCCUCUCUGAGAGCCCCCGUAUGCGCAACCUGGCUGCUGUGUUUCUGCAGGACUGCUGCACCGAGGAUCAGGUGGUGCAGGCGCAGCGACAGAUGGAAGGGCAGCAGACGGCAGUUGGCAUCCCACUGCCCAGAGACUAAACAUACAGCACAGAAGUGCACAAGUUUGCUCUCUGUGAGAGUAUCAGAGAUAUUUACAUUCUGGAGGUAAAAUGCUGCCAUUAUGUGUGAUUGGGUGCGUUGCUCUAAAAAUAAAAAUCUGCUGCCUAUGGAAGGGUCACGUAACUGUAAAAAAAGUCCUGUUUUUUGGAAUUAAUUAAAUAAUUAUCUUAAUUAUCUUAAGAAGGGAACAGGCCUGAAACAGCUACUCAGCCUGAAAGUACAAAUCUCAGCAAUUUUUUGUUAUUUUUUUAAAACAAAGUUCAUUUUAGUAAAUGCCACUGAAUUAAAUGUGGAGGUCUGUGUUGGUGUACAGAGGCAAAAUGACACAUGCUGUCCAAAAACCCUGUGGACCAAUCUGCAAUUCUGUUUGCACUUCAUGAGAACUGACAUUUUAGUUUGGGAUGCACUUUUGUCUUUGUGAUUUAAAAAAAAAUGCACACCUUGUUUUAACCAACA
Messenger RNA from Archocentrus centrarchus (flier cichlid), 1181 nucleotides. It is a transcript of the gene armc7, whose product is annotated as armadillo repeat containing 7. NCBI's taxonomy places the organism in Eukaryota, Metazoa, Chordata, Actinopteri, Cichliformes, Cichlidae. The record is from RefSeq and is a predicted model, not a curated record. Bases 126 to 704 code for a protein of 192 amino acids. The transcript has 3 exons.